Colletotrichum graminicola M1.001 is the source of this 2010-nucleotide messenger RNA. RefSeq names its product sodium/hydrogen exchanger 3. The transcript has 5 exons. Bases 1 to 2010 code for a protein of 669 amino acids. Gene Ontology annotation, molecular function: sodium:proton antiporter activity. Gene Ontology annotation, biological process: sodium ion transport; proton transmembrane transport; vacuolar acidification. The record is from RefSeq and is a predicted model, not a curated record. Gene Ontology annotation, cellular component: fungal-type vacuole membrane; late endosome; early endosome. NCBI's taxonomy places the organism in Eukaryota, Fungi, Ascomycota, Sordariomycetes, Glomerellales, Glomerellaceae.
AUGAUAUCGGCGUCGGAUAUCGCGGGAACGGCCCUGCGCCUUGUUCAACGCGCCGCCGAAGAGGGCGACCCUGAGAGCUCCGAUGGCUCCCAAAAGGAGAUCUUUGCGGCAUGGGCGCUCUUCAUCUCCAUUAUGCUUCUCAUCAUCGCCUUCCUCACGAGUUACUUUCUACAAGAAAGAAAGAUCGAGGCUGUCCACGAAACGGUCAUCUCCAUCUUUGCAGGAAUGACUGUGGGCCUUCUGUUGCUCGUGACCUCGGGCGAUUCGAUUCGAAACCUUAUCAGCUUCAACUACCAAAUCUUCUUCAACCUACUGCUGCCACCGAUCAUUCUUGCUUCGGGUUACGAGCUACAUCAGGCCAAUUUCUUCAGGAAUAUGGGCACCAUCUUGACCUUCGCUUUUGCUGGAACGUUUCUAUCGGCUGUCGUAAUUGGCCUCAUCCUAUGGCUCUACGCCCUGACCGGGGUUGAGUCUAUCAGCAUGUCGUUCGUCGACGCCAUUUCUGUUGGCGCGACUCUAUCGGCUACCGACCCCGUGACCAUUCUGGCCAUCUUCAACUCGUACAAGGUCGAUCCCAAAUUGUAUACCAUCAUUUUCGGCGAGUCAAUCCUCAAUGAUGCCAUUGCUAUCGUUAUCUUCGAGACGGCACAAAAGUAUAAGAAAGGUGAUGCGUCUAAGCUUGGUUUCUUGAGCUUCUUCGAGGGUAUUGGCAUCUUCUUGAUUGUCUUCUUCGGUAGUAUGUUGAUCGGCGUGCUUGUGGGUGUUAUGAUAGCGCUGCUUCUAAAGUUCACUUACAUUCGACGAUACCCUAAGAACGAAAGCUGCCUGGUUGUGUUGGUUGCAUAUGCGACGUAUUUCUUCUCUCAUGCUAUCCACAUGUCUGGCAUUGUGUCUUUGCUGUUCUGCGGCAUAACGCUGAAGCACUACGCCUAUUUCAACAUGUCCCGGCGAACCCAGCUUACAACCAAGUUCAUCUUCCAGAUUCUGGCACAGCUGUCAGAAAAUUUCAUCUUCAUUUAUCUCGGUCUUGCCCUAUUCACCGACAAUGCUUUGCAAUUCCGGCCUCUCCUCAUCAUCAUUACCGUCUGUGCAGUUUGCGCUGCACGGUGGGUGGCGGUGUUCCCCUUGUCCCGACUUAUCAACUGGGUUAUUCGUUACAGGGCCCGCCGGAGAGGCGGAGAUGUGAGCGACGAGCUUCCUUACAACUACCAGGCCAUGAUUUUCUGGGCUGGUCUUCGCGGAGCGGUCGGCGUCGCCCUUGCGGCUUUACUCACGGGCGAAAACUCAUACGCACUGAAGGCUACAGUUUUGGUGGUCGUGGUCCUUACCGUCAUCAUAUUCGGUGGCACGACUGCGCGUAUGCUGGAGAUCCUUGGUAUCCGAACUGGUGUUGUAGACGAAAUUGAUAGCGACGAUGAAUUUGAUAUCGAAACCUUCAGCGGCGGCCAAUAUGCUAAGCGCACUGGCACCGGUAUCGGUUACACUCCUCGGCAGAACGGCAGCCUCUCGCUGGAUAACAUUGGGUCGCGCAAUGCCACUCGACCUCCGGCGGCGGGGGAACGCAGCAGUUACGUUUCCGGCUCACACUCGCCGAACCCAACCAAGAGGCAGGGGAGUCUCAGCCGCAAGAACUCGGAAAUCGAGAGAGCCGAUCUCCUGGGCCGCAGCGGUAAUACAACGGACUCGGACUUAGAAAGCGACAUCGAUACAUCAGAUCUCCCGCCUCCGGCCCGUCGUGAGCCUCGCCGGAGGAGCCCGACCAUUCCUGGCACCUCGCAGUCGGCCAGUUCCGGCGGUCUUCUCGCGCAAACCGAGCCCACAGCCGCCGCUGCCGCCGCGCCCCACCACGUCUCAGCGACGUCCGCCAUUAGACAACUCUUUAGCCACGGUGCCGAGGACGCAGCGGGUCUGUUCAGGCAGCUGGAUGAGGACUAUAUCAAGCCAAAACUGCUGCUUGAUGGGGGGAGCGGCCGGGGGAACGGCCCCGGUCCCGGCCCGGGCCAGGUUUAA